CCUCACAAAAUCACACUAACCACACGCUUAUGCAUAAGGCUAAAACUGCAGGGCUAUUCGCACCCCGGAACCAGAAGGAAGACGAAAACAACCAAGAGAUGGAAGAAGUAUCGACUGAGCCACUUGUUCCAGCUGUGAAGCCCGAAUUAAAACCCUCCUCCGCCGACGCUCCGCCGGAGCCCGGCGGCGCGGCAUCAUUUUCUGCCGAGGUCGAUGUCGGAGUUGGUGAGCUGGAUAAGGAUUUACUAUGCCCGAUUUGCAUGCAGAUUAUAAAGGACGCAUUCCUCACGGCGUGUGGCCACAGCUUCUGCUACAUGUGCGUCAUCACGCACCUACGCAACAAGAGUGAUUGCCCCUGUUGUGGCAAUUACCUGACUAACAAUCAGCUGUUCCCUAACUUCUUGCUGGACAAGCUAUUGAAGAAGACUUCUGCUCGCCAAGUAUCAAAAACUGCAUCCCCUGUGGAGCAAUUUCGUCAGGCAUUACAACAGGGUUGUGAUGUGUCAAUUAAGGAGAUGGACCACCUCUUGACGCUACUUGCAGAGAAGAAGAGGAAAGUGGAGCAAGAAGAAGCUGAAAGAAAUAUGCAAAUCCUACUAGACUUCUUGCAUUGUUUACGGAAGCAAAAAGUUGAUGAACUUAAUGAGGUUCAAAAUGAUCUCCAAUACAUUAAAGAGGACAUAAGUGUUGUUGAGAGACAUAGAAUAGAGUUAUAUCGUGCAAGGGACAGGUAUUCUGUGAAGUUGAGGAUGCUUGGGGAUGACUCUAGUACAAGAAAGCAAUGGCCAUUGCCAUUAUUAGAUAAGAGCAGCAGUGGUCUUAUCUCUGGUUCUCUUAAUGCAAGGGGAGGGAUGUCUGCUGGAAGUUAUCAGAACAAAAAGUUGGAAGGCAGGGGUCAACUAAGCUCUGAUAGUCAUGGAAUGCAGAGAAAGAAUACUUUGAGUGGGUCAGAUUCCCAAUGCUUUAAUCAAUCAACUCUUUCUGUGGCAAGGAAAAAGCGGGUCCAUGCACAGUUUAAUGAUCUACAAGAGUGUUACCUGCAAAAGAGACGCCAGUUGGCAAACGAACCACAUAAUAAGCUAGAAAGUGAUAAAAAUGUCAUACACAGGGAUGGUUAUAGUAAAGGUCUUGCAGAUUUUCAGUCUGUGCUGACUACUUUCACUCGUUACAGUCGUUUGAGGGUUAUCGCUGAACUUCGGCACGGGGAUCUAUUUCAUUCGGCCAACAUAGUGUCAAGCAUUGAAUUUGAUCGUGAUGAUGAAUAUUUUGCCACUGCUGGUGUCUCCAGGCGCAUCAAGAUUUUUGACUUCUCAUCG
This is a messenger RNA of Carica papaya (papaya), 1316 nucleotides long. The record is from RefSeq and is a predicted model, not a curated record. NCBI's taxonomy places the organism in Eukaryota, Viridiplantae, Streptophyta, Magnoliopsida, Brassicales, Caricaceae.